This is a messenger RNA of Drosophila serrata, 810 nucleotides long. It is a transcript of the gene VhaM9.7-c, whose product is annotated as Vacuolar H[+] ATPase M9.7 subunit c. Gene Ontology annotation, biological process: proton transmembrane transport. The record is from RefSeq and is a predicted model, not a curated record. Lineage: Eukaryota; Metazoa; Arthropoda; Insecta; Diptera; Drosophilidae. Gene Ontology annotation, molecular function: proton-transporting ATPase activity, rotational mechanism. Gene Ontology annotation, cellular component: proton-transporting V-type ATPase, V0 domain; plasma membrane proton-transporting V-type ATPase complex.
UUUCAUCUGCCAGAUGAUUAACAAAAACAAAAGUCCGAAUUUAAUUUGACGCAAAAGAAAAGUUAAGCCACAAAAAAAGAAAAAAAGCAGCCAUAAUGGAAGUCAUCCUUAUGAUUAUAUUCGUCACCGCCUUCUGGGCAGGAGUGGCCAAGUUCGGACCCAUCCUAUUCUCAAAGGCGCCGCAGCAAGAUCUUGUGCGAUGUGUCUGCCUGCUGACCGCCGCUUGCUGCUGGCUCUUCUGGCUGUGCUGCUAUUUGGCGCAACUGAAUCCUCUGCUGGGACCCAAACUCAACCAGAACACCAUUAAGAUCAUCGCCAAAUCGUGGGACAAUCCCAUAUCCGAGGGAUAGCAGGGGCGAGGACCGCGGGCAGCAGCGAGGAGUAGUUAACCUUAUUCUCCGCAGCCACAUCACACAUUUUUGUACUUUAACAAAAUUAACAAUAGUAUGUAUUGUAACCCCCAAUUUCCCAUGCUAUGUAGAUUCUAAAUUAUUGAUCAGAAUCGAGCUCUACACAUCCACGUUUUGUAUUAUUUUUGUAAGCGAAUUUGUGGUAAUUGUCGGCCACGUUCGCAAAUAUGUUUUUGAGGAACACUGUGAGUUGAGAAUGUGGAUUUAUGAACACAUACUUUAUAUUUAUCUGCAUUUGCACUAUAAUUUACUGGACGUCGUAAGCUUUACAGCUUUACUGCACCGAAGAGAUUAUCAACCAAUUGUUUACCCUUUGUAGAUAAAUUUACUAAUGAUUUAAUGUACAAGUGAUUAAUUUAUUGGAAAAUAUAUAGACAAAUGUUUUGCCUUUAAUCAUUAA